AUGUUAACCAAUAACUGUAAACUAGUCAGAAUCCGUUAUCAUCAUGUUAUAUUAUUAUUAUUACUAUUAUUAUUAACUUUUAUCAAUCAUGUGAAUUCAUCAAAUCAAGAAGAGAUUGUUGUAGCGAAAUGGAAAUUCAAUGAAUUCGAAAUACAUAUCACUGUGAUGUUAUUUUUAUUAGCUGUAGUAUUCAUUAAAAUAGCUUAUCAUUAUAUACCAUAUGUAUCGUCAUAUGUUCCAGAAUCAUUUAUACUUAUUCUCAUUGGAAUUGUAUUCGGCGCCAUUGUACGUUAUGGCAUUGAUCAAGGUUCAACAAAAAUUACAUCAUGGAAAUUUACACCAGAAAUAUUUUUCAAUUAUUUACUACCACCUAUUAUAUUAGAAUCAGCUUAUGGAUUAUAUAAUCGUACAUUUAGUGAAUAUCUUGGCACAGUGAUGUUAUUUGCUGUAUUAGGUACAAUUUUUAAUUUUUUAAUUAUUGGAUUUGUUAUGUAUGGUUUAUUUAUUGGCGGUGCAUUUGGUUAUCCAGAGAUUACAGUUGAUUUAAGCAGUUUUCUACUAUUCAGUUCAUUAAUUGUUGCAAUAGAUCCUGUGGCUGUAUUAGCUAUAUUUCAAGAUAUAGGAUUAGAAUUAAAUUUAUAUUAUAUAGUUUUUGGUGAAUCUUUGUUGAAUGAUGCUAUCACUGUUGUGCUGUAUGAAAUAAUGAUUGCAUUUACUGGUAAAGAAAAUAUAACCGGUGAACAAAUCGGUAUUGGGAUUGCAUCAUUUUUCACUGUAAGUUUUGGUGGCCUAUUGAUCGGUGUGGUAUUUGGUGUGUUAACAUGUUUAAUCACACGGAUUCGUAGUCAUCUAGCUAUAUUCACAAUGUUAUCUUUGGCAUAUUUCUCCUAUAUCAUGGCUAAUUGUAUUGGUUGGUCCGGAAUUAUAUCAAUGAUUGCAUGUGGUCUUAUACAAACAGCUUAUGCAUUUCAUAAUGUCGAUGCACAAACACGUAUCACUGUGCAUAAUUUUGUUAGAGUUGUUGCAGAAAUUAGUGAAUCAGUUAUAUUUCUAUUCUUAGGUAUUGCAGUUAUUGGUGAAACAUUAAAAUGGCAUACAGGUUAUAUUUUAUGGGCAAUGGUAAUUUGUUUAAUAGCUCGUGGUAUUGUUGUAUUAUUAAUGACAUCUAUAGUGAAUAUAAUCAAUGUAGAUGAUAUAAAAAUUACACUAACUGAACAAACUGUUCUAAUUUAUGGUGGUCUACGUGGUGCUGUAGCAUUUUCAUUGGCUAUUUUAAUUCCACCCGAGAUUUUAGGCAAAAAUGGUGAAGAGAAUCAAAGUUUAAUUGUUACCACAACAUUAUUUAUUAUAUUAUUUACAGUUGGUGUAAUGGGUAUUACAAUUAAACCAUUAGUGAAAGUAUUAAAAAUACGUAUGGAAGAUAAAAAGAAAUUAAGUUUAUUCAAAGCUUUAAAUGAUAAUGUACUGGAUGAAAUGUUAUCAGGCAUUGAAGUGAUCAUUAAUUGUAAACGUCGUAAUGUUAUAAGAGAUUUCAUUAAACGUAUUGAUGAGAAAUAUAUUCGUAGAAUAUUACAACGUAAUCCAGAACAUUAUAAUGAGAAAUUAUUUAAAAUUUAUGAAAAAAUCUCCUUACGUUUACAUUAUGCUGCAAUGCGUCCAAAUCAAUCGAAAUGUUUAUUAACUGAUUUACCCGAAUCGAUUACAUAUAAAUAUUUGACAAAUAAUUUAUUAACAGGACAAAAUAAUAUUAUUCAUGUCAAUCAUACUACUUAUGAUAAUAAUAAUAAUAAUAAUAAUAAUAAUAAUAAUGAACCACUAAGAACUAGUCAUAGUUCAGCAAUAGAAAUAUUCAAUAAUGCUUCUAUUGAUUUCAAUGCUACGAAUAACAAUGUCAAUAAUCAUAAUCAACAGAGAAAAUGUUUCAAGAAAAGAAAACCGUUCUUCAAAAUUCAUAAAUCUAAUGACACAAUCGAUGAACAAAUGGAACAAGGUGAUAUCAUCAAUCAAUCAAUCAACAACGAUAAUCAUCAUCAUCAUCAUCAUCAUCAACAACAAACUAUGACAUCAAAUAAUCCAUCACCGAAUACAACAACUACAUUAAGACAUCACAGACGACAACCAAUAUUACCGAAUAUUAGUGAACAACAAACAGAUUUCAAUGAUCAAUUUUUAAACAUUUUAAAAUCACGUAAUUAUGAAUUAAUGUCAAAAUUAACAAAACCAUCAUUACCUAAACUGUCUGCAGUUCCAACACCAGCUACACUAGAAACAUUUACAUCUGGAACACUACCUCAUUCUUCAUCAGUAAUACCAAGGAAUAAUGCUUCAUCAAGUAAUGUUAAAAUGUCAGAAGAAAAAGAUGAUCAGGAACAUGGACAACAACCAUCUAGACAGUCAGAGUACCCUAUUCAAACAAUCAUACAAGAUAAACGUCAUAAAACUCAUUUUACAUAA
Messenger RNA from Schistosoma turkestanicum, 2454 nucleotides. The record is from the annotation of a GenBank genome assembly. NCBI's taxonomy places the organism in Eukaryota, Metazoa, Platyhelminthes, Trematoda, Strigeidida, Schistosomatidae.